AUGGCGGGCGUCGGCGGUAGUUUGGUGUUCUCCUCGUUGGAUGAAUCAUGUGGAGCGAAAUUUGGGUUCAAAGGUCACCAGCUUUUCUGCUUGGGCCUACGCGCGUGUGGGCGAGGAGGGCAGUGGCAGGAGGCGCUGUCGCUGUUCAGCAGGACGUGGCAGGCGAGUGUGGAGCCCGACGCUCAGAGCUUCAACGUGGCGGAAGUUUGGUGUUGUCCUCGUUGGGUGAAUCAUGUGGAGCGAAAUUUGGGCUCAAAGGUCGCCAGCUUGUUCGGCGAGCUGCAGGAGGCGGAAUGUGAGUCGGACGUCGACGUCGCCCCCGAAAGCAUUGAGGCCUGCAGGGAGCAUUUUGAUGGUCCAGUGGUCUGCGGAUGGCGAAGUCGGCGACAGAAGGCAUCGGUUGCAGCGCUGCUGUCGGCACGAGCGAGGAAGUCAUGCAGCAGGUGA
Prorocentrum cordatum is the source of this 447-nucleotide messenger RNA. Lineage: Eukaryota; Dinophyceae; Prorocentrales; Prorocentraceae. The record is from the annotation of a GenBank genome assembly.